Messenger RNA from Miscanthus lutarioriparius, 465 nucleotides. The record is from the annotation of a GenBank genome assembly. Lineage: Eukaryota; Viridiplantae; Streptophyta; Magnoliopsida; Poales; Poaceae.
AUGUCUAGACGCUUCCAGCUGGUCCCCGUCCUCAUCUGCCUGACGAUCACCGUGCUGAUCAGCUUCAGCAGAACGGCGUCGGCGGACACGCCGGACUGCCCAUACCCGUGCCUGCCGCCGCCAUCCGCUGGAGGAGCCAUCAACAGCUACCCGCCACCGCAACCGUUCACAGGAGGCGGCGGCUUCGGCGGGAGCUAUCCGCCACCUCCGCCAGGGAGCUACCAGCUGACCCCGCCGGGAGUGAUGCCGGGCUUCUCCCCACCGUACAGUGGAGGAUUCCCCUCUGGGCCAGCCCCGCCGCCGCCCAACCCGGUCCUCCCGUGGUUCCCCUGGUACUACCAGCACACCAACCCGAUCACGGGGUCGACGACGUCGGCGUCCUCACCGGCCAUGGACGGCAGGUCGACGGUCACAGUCGCGGUGCUGCUCCCUCUGUCCUUGCUCGUUAUUCUUCCUGUGCUGUAG